Messenger RNA from Cuscuta epithymum, 2253 nucleotides. Lineage: Eukaryota; Viridiplantae; Streptophyta; Magnoliopsida; Solanales; Convolvulaceae. The record is from the annotation of a GenBank genome assembly.
UUCAUUUUUACUUUCUGAAAAAACUUAAUUAAGACUGGCACUGGACACACGGGUGGACAUACUAGUAAAAUAAACCUAACGGGCCCUUAUGAAAGAGACACGUGACAGAGAGACCUGGAAUUGCUUAGAGAAUCUCCAAUGCUACAAUGUGCAUGAUGUAAAUGUGGCAUGAGAUGGCCACAUAAAUAUUAGCAAAUAAAUUAUUUAUCUUCUAAUUUGAAUGAUUGUAUACAAUUUUGGUAAGUUUUUUCCAGCAAUGUCAACAUCUAGACGGUCACCUUGACAUUGUAAAGAAAAACUUAUCAAAACUAUAUAAAACCAUUUAAAUAUUUAUUUAUUAAUAUUUAUAUGGUUAUCGCUCACGUGAACAUUGUAAUGGAGAUGCUCUUGCUUGGUGGUAAAAACACGUGGCGAUCGUAGAAACGUCGCAUUUCACAUGGCAUGGCGUGGUGGAGCUUCAAAAACACGUGUACUUUCCUAGGGAGCUAAGUUUCCGAGCCUCCACUCUGCUUCAUCAGCCACAAAAACGAAAAAAAGUUGGAAUACACAGAUCGAGGAUCAUGCAUGGUUGACUGGCUAUAACCGGAGGCGGCGGCUCGAUCAACCCUUGGCCAGCUGGCUUAACACAUUCCGUGGCUUUAAUUUCUUACAGGGAGGUCGGAUGCGCCGCCGGAAUGGGCAUCUCCGCCGCCUCUGCCACCGCCUGACCUGUUUCUCUUCCUUGGGUCGUCUUCCCUUUUAUCCUAGCUUAUUAUGCUUUCGUAUCUGUUUUUUUGGUGUAAUCAAUUGGUAUGUUUGGCUAGCGGCGUUUUCGCCUGAACCGCCAUUCACCCAAAACUUGAAUCGCUGCAAAUUGCAGAGGGUGGGAGGCCGAAAUCCAAACGAGCUCAAUAUUAAACAUUGGCCUUUCGCGGACGAGAAACGUUUUAAGCCAGCCAGGCCCUUAAGAAACGGGCACGUGGCAGCGAGAUGUGGGCUUGGUGGGUCCCAAGUACACGUGGCGUUCUUGGAUACAUGCCGUCGCAUGGCAUGGUGUCAAGAAGUGGCAGACCACGUGUCAUUGCAUGGGAGGGCAAAGCUUCAUCCUACAAAAAUAAAUUACAGAAAGUGCCCGGUUUUUAUACAAAUCACAAAUCGCUCCUCUUUCUUGCUAAACCUCCAAGGCCUCAGCUGCCACAGCCAACUUCAAGUUGUGACAGUAAUAAUGGCCUUUAGGAGGAGCGGUAUAUGCGUGGGAUAUAAUGAGCGUGACGAAGGUAAUAGGAAAAUGGUGGACUGUGGUGAACUCGAGGCGGCUCAAGCGUUAGCCGGCUUAGCGCAUUCAUCCAUGCUCCCCGAUCCUUCUACAGGUCCCGGUGCAUCCGGACAUGCAUCUCCGCCGCCACCGCUGCUAGAUCUGUAUCUCAUCUCCGGUGGGGCGCAGGAUGGUGAAGAGAGAGGGGAUGACCCGCAAAAAGAAGGAUUAACAUUAUCGUCAAAUAUUAUGGGAGGGUCUGGAAAAAUGACUGAGAUUUUGAACUCAUCAUCAAGGACGUUAUUUUCAUCGUGCGAUUAUGAUUAUUCCUCGAUCACUGGGUGUAAAUCCAGACGAAGUGUGGCAGAGGAAGAGAAGGAGGCUCAAAGGCUGCGUCGGGUUGUUGCAAACAGAGAAUCAGCUCGGCAAACAAUCCGCCGUAGACAGGCUAUGUAUGACGAGUUGACCCGAAGAGCAGCUCACUUGGUGUCCGAGAAUCAGAAUUUGAAGAAGGAAAAGGAGUUAGCAGCAAAAGAGUAUGAUGGUUUGAAAAGCACAAAUGAUAGGCUAAGAGCACAGAUGACUAAAGCAGUCAAGGAAGAGAUGCAGGGAACACAUGAAGUUUCUUAUCCAGUACAAGGGAUGUCUUCUUCAACAUCAACAGCUCACUCCUUUUAUAACCACACUCCAGUGGUGCAACAUGGAUCACAAAAUUAUUCUAUCAUCAGCAGUGUUGGAGAGCCUACUACUCCACUUCUUGUGCUGCCAUUGCCUUGGUUCAUCCCCUUUCACUCCCCAGGACAAUAUUUCCCCCAAUCCUACUCUGACCACAAUGAAUCUUCUUCUUCACUACCUGGGAAAGAUAAGACAGAAGAUUCUAUUUCUUCAACGAAGCAUGUUCACACGGAAAUGACACUCCAUUUCCAGUCAGGUCUAGAAACCCAUCAUCCUGAGCAAGCAGACUUCAUGGCUUCAUCAAUGACCUCUACUGGACAGGUAAAAACGCAAGACUCGUCUUU